This is a messenger RNA of Teleopsis dalmanni, 552 nucleotides long. RefSeq lists its product as uncharacterized. The annotation marks the transcript as partial. NCBI's taxonomy places the organism in Eukaryota, Metazoa, Arthropoda, Insecta, Diptera, Diopsidae. The transcript has 3 exons. Gene Ontology annotation, molecular function: DNA binding. The record is from RefSeq and is a predicted model, not a curated record.
AACGACAGCAAGACCACAGCAACAAUUUUUUCCAUACGCAACACAACACACAAUUUAUACUUGGAGUCGUGCAAGGACGGUUUGCGUCUAUAUUUGGAACGUGAUAACACCACCGAAAUGCUACCUGUGAAAUUCAAUUUAUACGAUUAUCGCUGGCAUCAAGUAGCCAUCAGCAUACAAAAUGGAGAUUUUAUUUCAGUUUUCGUCGACUGCUCCUGGACAAAUAGUUUUAUUGUUUCGAAACGUUUAUUCUCGCUGCCUUUGGAUGCGGAUGUGGAAAUUGGACGCGGAUUUAAUGUGAGUAUUGGGAAAUAUUUUAUUGCGCAAAAACAAACAACGCAGAUGGUCUUCCGACCCGUGAACAUGCCACGUAUAAUUGACGAUAAUGGUUUUCAAAGCUUUUUCAUGGGUAUCUUGCCAGACAUAUCGCCUCUAAAUGCAAAACGCAAAAGAUUCUUAAAAAUGAAAAUUUUGGAAUUAAUCAAUGAAUUAAAUGAAGAACAGGAAUCUGAAGAACAUUUUAUUUCAUAUGAAAGUGAAGAAUCAUUGUAA